Messenger RNA from Vitis riparia (riverbank grape), 1320 nucleotides. Its product is annotated as putative disease resistance protein At1g50180. The transcript has a single exon. The record is from RefSeq and is a predicted model, not a curated record. Lineage: Eukaryota; Viridiplantae; Streptophyta; Magnoliopsida; Vitales; Vitaceae. Gene Ontology annotation, biological process: defense response to other organism. The coding region runs from base 1 to 1320 and encodes 439 amino acids. Gene Ontology annotation, molecular function: ADP binding.
AUGAAUCAGAUUAGAGACGCAGCCUAUGAUGCAGAAGACAUAAUCGACGACUUCAUGCUCAAGCUGGAACACCAGCGCCAGCACAGACUCAAUCAUCUCAAGUUCCUCAGGUGUUUACCCAUAAGCGUUAGCUUUGCUGACAAGUUAACAUUGGUUCACGAGCUCCAUGGCCGUAUCAAAGAGAUCAAUGUCAAAAUUGAGAAGACCUUGGCUAAUAAAUCGAGAUGCGGUAUAAAAAAUUCAAGCAGUACUACUUUUGAAGCUUGGAAAUCUUCCAAUGAAGUCGUGCUGCAGGAAGAGAAGGAGAGGCUCCCAAUUGUUGAAGAAAUCAACUCAGUGGGAAUGGAAGAUGGCGUGGAAAAGGUGAAGCAAAUGCUCGUUGAGGAAGAGUCAUCGGGAACAACAACAACAAGAAGAAGAGUUGUGUCCAUUGUGGGGAUGGGCGGUCUUGGAAAAACAACUCUUGCUCAAAGAGUUUAUAAUCACAGUGAUGUUAAGAACCACUUUGAUUGUGUUACAUGGGUUUAUGUGUCUCAAGAUUGCAGAAUCAAAGAGCUUUUGGUCGGGAUCGCCAAUGAUUUCAUGCCUGAUCGUGAUGAACAAAGAAAAAUAUCAAAGAAAGCGUCGAGAGAAGAUAUUAAUAAAUUUCUCAAGGAAAAGAAGUACCUGGUAGUACUGGACGAUAUAUGGAGCAUCAAAGUUUGGGAUGAGUUGAUCUCAUGUUUUCCAGAAUCAAGUAAUGGCAAAGUGCUUAUCACUACUCGCAAUCAGGAGAUCACUUCACAUGCCAAUUCACAGCUCUACAAACUUCGUCUACUAAAUAAAACAGAAAGUUGGGAGCUUUUCCUCAAAAAAACACCUCACAUUGAGGUUGUACUCACUGCAGAAUUGGAAGAUUUGGGAAAGAAGAUGACAGAAAAAUGUCAUGGGCUGCCUCUUGCCAUUGUGGCGUUGGGAAGCCUUCUAUCAAGAAAAGACCAGACAACUUCAUCAUGGAGGAAAGUACUUGAAAGCUUGGAGUGGCAUCUAAAUCAAGGCUUGGAGUCAUGUUUCAGAAUUCUUGCUUUAAGUUACAAUGACUUGCCUUAUUACUUGAAGUCUUGUUUUCUGUAUUGUGGUCUUUUUCUCGAAGAUUCAGAGAUCAAGGUCAAUAAAUUGUUCCAAACGUGGAUUACAGAGGGCUUUGUGCAAAGAUGGGGUGAAGACAAGGUAGAAAAGGUUGCUGAAGAUUACUUGGAAGAACUGAUCAACAGAAGCAUGAUUCGAGUGGUGAAUGUCGAGAUGAGAAUCAAUUAUGAUUUUUCCACUGAUUUUCAUUAA